UCUUGUUACAGGACAAUGAUCAGACUCUGCUUCCUUUUGUUUCUCUCUGUGGCCACCGAAUGGUGCAGCGCAGCAGUGGCCCGUUCUCCUGAGAUGUUCUGGGAGGAUGAAGAAUGUGCCUCUUCCUUUUCUUCCCUGCCUAGAAGCUGCAAGGAAAUCAAAAAAACUUGCCAGAAAGCAAGAGAUGGCCUGUAUUUCCUCCGGGCCAAGGAUGGUGCCGUCUACCAGACCUUCUGUGACAUGACCUCUGCGGGUGGUGGCUGGACCCUGGUGGCCAGUGUGCACGAGAACAACAUGGCUGGGAAGUGCACGGUGGGCGAUCGGUGGUCCAGCCAGCAGGGCAACAGAGCAGACUACCCAGAGGGGGACGGCAACUGGGCCAAUUACAACACCUUCGGGUCUGCAGGGGCGGCCACCAGUGACGACUACAAGAACCCUGGCUACUAUGACAUCCAGGCUGCGGACCUGGGCAUCUGGCAUGUGCCCAACAAGAGCCCCAUGAAGAACUGGCGGAACAGCUCUCUGCUGAGGUACCGCACCACGUCUGGCUUCUUCAAGCAUUUGGGACACAAUCUGUUUGGCCUCUACCAGAAAUACCCAGUGAAGUAUGGAUUAGGGAAGUGUUGGAAUGACAAUGGCCCAGCAAUACCUGUGGUCUACGACUUUGGUGAUGCUCAGAAAACCGCAUCUUACUACUCACCUAAUGGACAAAUGGAAUUUGUUGCAGGGUUUGUCCAGUUCUGGGUGUUUAAUAAGGAGAGAGCAGCCAAUGCUCUGUGUGCUGCGGUGAGAGUCACUGGCUGCAACACGGAUCACCAUAUGGAAAUUCAGUGA
This is a messenger RNA of Ictidomys tridecemlineatus (thirteen-lined ground squirrel), 834 nucleotides long. Lineage: Eukaryota; Metazoa; Chordata; Mammalia; Rodentia; Sciuridae. The record is from RefSeq and is a predicted model, not a curated record.